AUGCCUGCGUCCAGUACUGUGGGUUGCUGUUCCACCAUGAAGGCUGGCCUCUCUGUGUCCAUGAGAAGAUCGUAGUCCAGCUGGCCUCCAUCGACUGGCGAGCCUUAAAGCCUGGGGACUUCUACCUGCAGGUGGUGCCCUACCUAAAGAAGUUUCCCCGAAUCGUACUGAAAUGUUUGGCCAAGGACAGGCACAGUGUAGAGGAAGUUGUGGUCCCGGAGGUCUCCUACACCUCUAUUUUCUCCCUGGCAUGGUUGCAGUCCAUCAAUGGAGAGCGGAUGGGUACAGCGCUGGAAAACUGUUUACUCACUUCCGAUGGUAAAAUAUUCCGGGUUCCCUGGAGUAGCGUAAUUCAUCCUGAAUUUAUCGAGAAACCAAAACCCGCUGAAAAUCAUCUCACCUCUUGCACAAUGACUGAGGAAGCUUCCCAUUUGCACGUGCCAACGGAGCCUUCCAAACGUACCUCGCCUGCUGCUGGACCUGCAGCGUUGCAGGCGCACGAAGUGGCGCAAGGCCAUUCGGUCCUUCACAGGACUACUCAGGAACCAACCGACACCCUUGUCAAUGGGGCGAGCGCCGGGCCCCUGGCGGACUCUGAAAGUGACCCUGAAGGAGAGUACGUCGAGCUGAUGGAUGUUUCGCUGCAAAGGUUUGGGCCUCACACGGGCUCCUUGACGCAGUCGAAAGCCUUACAUUCUAGACCGCGACCAAGAGCGGCUGUCUCUGCAGACAGACACAGGCGUGUUGCCCUCCGGGACGGUCACACGUGCUCAAAGAGUUUGGUUGGUUCAGCACUCACCCAAAAGCAGCACAGUCAGAUGGACUCAUCGUGGAGCUCUUAUGCAGGGGACCAUGGACACGCCAUUCGUUUGGAAAACAACACGCGGGUGUGGCACGGUGAACCGUUGCCCAAAAGCCAGCUGGACGCCAAGGAUCCGGGGAGUGUGGGGAAUUCAGAGCCUACCUCUCACACAGCUGUGUCUGCAACCGGCAACGCAGAGAGUUCAUCCUCCGUGGGGCCAGGAGCACACAGCGCACACAUGAUAGACUGGCGAUAUGCUCUGUGCAGUUACCACGACGCUUGUGCUGCGGACAGCGUGGCUGACAAGGCCCAGUUCACAGAGCCCCCUGGAAAACUGGAAGCUGAACAUGAGGCGUGUGGGGCAGAAACUGACAAUGAAGCCACCGAGCAGAGCCUGGAAGCACUUUUGAAUAAUGCUGCUACGAGGGAGGGAACGCAAAACCCCUCGAGAGCCAGUGGGGGUGGCGACAGCACCGGAGUGGAUUUCGCUCCUGUCUCUGUGACCGGACAUUCCACCCUGCCCAGCAGGCAGGACAGAGACUCUGGCAUGCUGAUUACAGCUGAAUCCUCAAGCCUGCCAGAAGGCCGCCCCCAUUCCUCAGGGCAGGCCCCCGAGAGAGUCGUAGCAAUUGGGCACUGCGGUAACGCACUGGCAGAAGUCAGUCCGCCUGCCCUGUUGCACCCAGGGGAGGCCGAGCCAUUAGGAGAGUCAGACAGGGGGGUCCGCGUGGAGGAAGUCUGCAAAGAGACAGAUGAGCACACGUUCCCUGGGAAGAAGCAGGCUAGUCAUCCGUCCUCCUCUGCUGUUGAAGGGGGCAUGGAAGGAUCCUUGUCACAGGACAAAGGACAAGAGGUCAUGGACUGUACGCAACAGAAAGUAGAAGCUAAAUUACUGCAAGCCACUGGGCCCAUGGGGAUCAGCCAGAGUGCAAACCAGCGACCUAGCAAUGGUGCCGUGGUAGAUGUCCACACAGAGAACGCCUGCCCAGUUGAAACCAAAAGGGACAGAGGGAAAUGUGAGGAAACACAACACUGGGUGGAAAUCCAGGGUCACAAAAGUGUCGGGGUGUCAUCAACCCCAGUGGAAGGGGGUGGCCCGGCACACGUGGCAGGACAGAAUUUGCUGGGCGGGGAGGAGAACAGUCAGAGUGCUCGUGAGCACGAGGGGUUGGACAGAAGGACCAUCCCAAAGGCUGGGAAUGACUCGGCAGCCUUGGGAGUUCUAGACACACCACAAGCCAAAGCCGAGGAACCGGCGGCCGCUCUGCUGCCCUCUCCCACUAUGGAUGGGGAUACCACGAGGCCAACGCGGCAGGCUGAAAGGGGCGGCGAGGCCAAACCCCUGCCUCCCCCGCAGGAAGCAGCCAGCGGCGCGUCCCCUCCUUCAGGACCGCAGCGGGAAGGGGGAGAAAAGAUACAGGACGGAUCUUGCACACGUUCCUGGGAGCCCGGGGGUGGAGUCUGCUCCCAAGAGGAAGGCUCAGCAGCCGUCAUUCACCAGGAGACCUCCUCUUCCGGGGCACCCAGGAGCUGUCAAAUUGCGCCCAGCACAGCGAAGGACGUGAACCUGGAAGUCCUCAUGAGCGGUGUUGCCAGCCUGCCGGGCACCAGAGACAAGAGUGGGCGUGCGGUGGCCAUAAUCACCACGAGGAACACCGUCUGGCUGAACCCCCACUGCAACACCGCCGAGCUGGUGCGCCUCCUCCUCUACUUACACAGCAUCCCCAGGGCCGCGUGCCGAGCGCUCGGCCUCACCGUGCUGGUGGACGCCCGUCGCUGCUCACCCGUCCCCGCCCUUUUUAAGGCUUUCAACCUACUGCAGGAAAUGGCUCCACACUGUAUUCAUGGAGUUCUGCUGCUUGUCGAAAGAGAUCUCGCCUUCCGGAUGGAGAAGCCGCCAGCGCUGCAGAUGGAGCUCCUCACCUCCAUGAAGUCCCUCCACAAGCACAUAGACAGCACGCAGCUGCCGCUGGAAUUGGAUGGGACCUUCCCAUACUGCCAUCGGGACUGGUUAAGCUUUCGCACGAAACUGGAGCAUUUGCUGCAAGGCUGUCAGGGUGCUUGUGCUUUCCUUCAGGAAGCCAUUCAGAGAGUGGAGUCCUGCCGGUUGCCAGAAAGAGCUGAGCCCGGUCAGCAGGCGCGUGGUGCGAGGCCCAGCGCGGCGGAAGGUGGAGGGAGUUACACCAGUUGA
Messenger RNA from Pelodiscus sinensis (Chinese soft-shelled turtle), 2993 nucleotides. NCBI's taxonomy places the organism in Eukaryota, Metazoa, Chordata, Testudines, Trionychidae. The record is from RefSeq and is a predicted model, not a curated record.